AUGUCCUACAACUUCUGCUCUAAAAGCUACAGCUCUCGCUCCCAUGGGAGUUCCUGCCACUCUCCUGUCACCUCUCCCAGUGGUCUCUGCUCCACUGAGAUGAGCUGCAGAGACUCACCCUGCUCUCCCAGUAGCAGCCUUGGGAACAGUGCACUUCCUGAGAGCUGCCACACAUCCUGUGAGAAACCCAGGAGCCGCUCACCGACGGUUUGUGACAGUGGCAACGCUAGCCCUUCUGCUUGCUCUCCAGUUGCUUCCGAUGUGCCGAGAUCCCACCAGGGAAAUGACUGUCAUCCCAUCACCACCAGUGGCAACAGUUCCUGCCAGCCUGCUUCCUGUAGACAACCUCUGAGAUACCGUUUUCAAAGUUAUCAGACCUAUGGCUGUCAACCUGGGAACUUCAUGCCCUAUGGCUGUCAACCUGGGAACCCCAUGACCUAUGGCUGUCAACCUGGGAACUCCAUGACCUAUGGCUGUCAACCUCUGAGCUACAUGCCUUAUGGCCGCCAACCUCUGAGCUACAUGCCCUAUGGUCGUCAGUCCCUGAGUUACGUGCCCAAUGGCCGUCAAUCUGGGAACUACUUGUCCUAUGGAUGCCAACCUCUUAACUACACCUCUGACUGCUACAGGCCCAUCAACUAUACGUGCGGCAAUUUUCAACCUUAUUCCUCUUCCUUGAAUGACUGCUAG
Molecule: messenger RNA, 690 nt
Organism: Sorex fumeus (smoky shrew)
Lineage: Eukaryota; Metazoa; Chordata; Mammalia; Eulipotyphla; Soricidae
Product: keratin-associated protein 26-1-like
Exons: 1
Coding region: 1-690 (229 amino acids)
Cellular component (GO): keratin filament
Molecular function (GO): structural molecule activity
Source: RefSeq, a predicted model, not a curated record